AUGAUGCUACAAUUCGACAGAAAUAAUCAAUUUCUGUUUUGGACGUGUUUUUCGGAUGAAGCAACCUUUGAGUUGAGCGGAUCUGUCAAUCGGCAUAACAUGAGGUAUUGGACCGAUGAGAAUCCCCACUGGAUGAGGGAGCAUCGUACACAGUAUCCGGAAAAAGUUAACGUUUGGGCUGGAAUAUUGUGUAAUCGUAUCAUCGGGCCAUUUUUCAUUGAUGGCAAUUUGACAUCUGAAAAGUACGUAAAUUUGUUGAACGAUAACAUAAUACCUGCAAUACAAGCUAUCGUUGGGGAUGCAUUCGAGAAUGUUUGGUUUCAACAAGACGGAGCUCAAGUUCAUUUUACCCUAAUUGUACGCAAUGUACUGAACAACGUUUUCCCUGACAGGUGGAUUGGUAGAAGAGGUACCAUUGAGUGGCCACCAAGAUCACCCGAUUUGUCGCCUCUUGAUUUCUUUUACUGGGGAUACUUGAAAAGCAAAGUUUUUGAAACCAAACCCAAGUAG
Vollenhovia emeryi is the source of this 510-nucleotide messenger RNA. RefSeq lists its product as uncharacterized. The transcript has a single exon. The record is from RefSeq and is a predicted model, not a curated record. Gene Ontology annotation, molecular function: nucleic acid binding. Lineage: Eukaryota; Metazoa; Arthropoda; Insecta; Hymenoptera; Formicidae. Bases 1 to 510 code for a protein of 169 amino acids.